AAGAAAAGAGCAGCUUGGCAAAUAAUGGAGGGUUAACGUGUAAGAUUGAGACAAGGAUUGGCUUGGGAAAGAUAAAAAAGAAAAAGGAAACGUUUUCAAUGUCUUGGCCUCACUUACCAUUGGAGGAAGAUGACAGUAUGAUUCUCCUUGUAUUUUAGCAAACUUUAAUAUAUUACCUUACUUUAAUGCAUUCUUUUUCAUCUUUAUUGUCCAGCUUUGUCCAUCACUACGGUUUCACUAUAUUGGUUCUUUCACUCUGCAGUACUGGAUCACUUCUUGCCACAAACCCCAUUUCCAUAAAACUUUUUCGUCCAUAUCUGAGUUGGUUUGCACACCUUUGUCAGAUAAAGAAAUUGAAAAGAGCAAGCUUGCAGACUUAUAAAGUGAAAAUGAUCACCAUGGCGCGUAUCAUUCAGUAUAUACAAACUAUGUCCUUUGUCAACACCGUCGCUGUUGUUGGCCUCUCUUUCUUGUUCUUCUUGGUUUCCCUUAAAAGAUUUGUGCUAUCGAGUCGCAAGAUGGGAUCUACCAGCCUUCCGAGCGUCCCAGACGUACCCGGGCUACCGAUUGUAGGAAAUUUGCUGCAGCUGAAAGAGAAGAAACCUCACAAGACAUUCACAAAAUGGGCAGAGAUAUAUGGGCCAAUCUUUUCUAUCAGAACCGGGGCUUCUUCUGUUAUUGUUAUCAAUUCUCCAGAGACAGCCAAAGAGGUUAGCGUUUAG
Theobroma umbraticum is the source of this 722-nucleotide messenger RNA. NCBI's taxonomy places the organism in Eukaryota, Viridiplantae, Streptophyta, Magnoliopsida, Malvales, Malvaceae. The record is from RefSeq and is a predicted model, not a curated record.